Molecule: messenger RNA, 1305 nt
Organism: Tarenaya hassleriana
Lineage: Eukaryota; Viridiplantae; Streptophyta; Magnoliopsida; Brassicales; Cleomaceae
Product: signal peptide peptidase-like
Exons: 11
Coding region: 171-1196 (341 amino acids)
Biological process (GO): membrane protein proteolysis
Cellular component (GO): lumenal side of endoplasmic reticulum membrane; cytoplasmic side of endoplasmic reticulum membrane; membrane
Molecular function (GO): aspartic endopeptidase activity, intramembrane cleaving
Source: RefSeq, a predicted model, not a curated record
UCCUGACUCAUAAUCAGAUCUAGUGGAAUUUCAGCGCUUGGCCCCACCGCCGGAUUUCUCUGCUCAUAAUCUCCGGUCAAAAUCUUACCGGAACCACCGUUCUUGGUCGCUGUAGGCUUUGUUUUGGCAUCUCGUUCUGGUCGUUUCUUAUCUUAAAACAGACGAACAAGAUGAAGAAUCGUGAGAGAAUCGCUAAUUUCGCUCUUGGAGUUUUGACAUUGGCACCGCUUGUUGUCAAAGUAGAUCCGAAUUUGAACGUAAUUCUGACGGCAUGCCUCGCAGUUUAUGUGGGUUGCUAUCGGUCUGUGAAGUCGAGUCCUCCUAUGGAGACUAUGUCUAACAAACAUGCGAUGCGCUUUCCGUUUGUUGGAAGUGCGGUGCUGUUAUCCCUUUUCCUUUUGUUCAAGUUUCUCUCGAAGGAUCUGGUCAACACAGUCCUCACAGCCUACUUCUUUGUGCUUGGGAUCGUAGCUCUUUCGGCAACACUGUUACCAUCUAUCAAAAGGUUUUUGCCACAGCCUUGGAAUGACAAUGCUAUUGUCUGGAAAUUUCCGUACUUUCGGUCUUUGGAGAUAGAGUUCACUAAGUCACAGGUUUAUGCUGCAAUCCCCGGAACCUUUUUCUGUGCAUGGUAUGCUUGGAAAAAGCAUUGGCUGGCUAACAACAUACUUGGACUCUCAUUCUGCAUCCAGGGAAUUGAGAUGCUCUCUCUUGGAUCUUUUAAGACUGGUGCCAUCCUCUUGGCAGGACUUUUUGUCUAUGAUAUUUUCUGGGUUUUCUUUACUCCGGUUAUGGUUAGUGUUGCAAAAUCCUUUGAUGCUCCCAUAAAGCUUCUCUUUCCUACGGCUGUUGCUGCUAGACCCUAUUCUAUGCUUGGGCUCGGGGACAUUGUCAUUCCUGGUAUUUUUGUUGCACUGGCGCUUAGGUUUGACGUGUCAAGAGGCAAACAACCCCAGUACUUUACAAGUGCUUUUGCUGGAUACAGUGUUGGUGUGAUACUCACAAUUAUAGUAAUGAACUGGUUCCAAGCUGCACAGCCUGCUCUGUUAUACAUCGUUCCAGCAGUUGUCGGAUUCUUGGCCGUCCACUGCAUUUGGAAUGGUGACAUCAAACCGUUGAUGGCGUUUGAUGAAUCGAAGACGACAGAUCAAUCACGAGAAGAGGGCGAGAAGACAUCGAGUAAGAAAGAUGAAUGAAGACCAGAAGAAAUAUAAACCAAAAGAUGUUAUGUUAGCUGAAGCAGAAGCAGAGGGAAAACAAUUUUGUUUCCGACCGAGGAUCAAUGGCAUGAUAUAUUUGUACUUA